UUGCGGAAGUAUUUUAAAAUUAUCGUUAAGGCGAUUGAACAGCUCCACAAAUUCGACUGCAUAUCAAGCGAUAUAAAACGCAGAAAUUUCGCUCCAGGACAACGUUGCAACAAACAGUCCAAAAUUAUCUCUCUCUUCGAUUUUGGUCUGUCAAGAAGGUACAUUGACAAGGUGAGUUCAAGAGUCAUGAAAGGCGAUGAGUGUAGGAAUGCGAGCCUUUAA
Angiostrongylus costaricensis is the source of this 222-nucleotide messenger RNA. The record is from the annotation of a GenBank genome assembly. Lineage: Eukaryota; Metazoa; Nematoda; Chromadorea; Rhabditida; Metastrongylidae.